Messenger RNA from Cricetulus griseus (Chinese hamster), 4155 nucleotides. Lineage: Eukaryota; Metazoa; Chordata; Mammalia; Rodentia; Cricetidae. The record is from RefSeq and is a predicted model, not a curated record.
GAAGGCCUUCCCCAGUUAAAGGUCCACCUUUCAUUUCCUGUCGUUACAGCUGUCUGUCGAGGGCGUGUGGUGAGAGUCCCUUCGGGCAGCCUGGUUCGGGUGGUGGGCACCGAGCUGGUGAUCCCCUGCAAUGUCAGCGACUACGAUGGCCCCAUUGAGCAGAACUUUGACUGGAGCUUCUCAUCUUCGGGGAGCAGCUUCUUGGAGCUCGCCAGCACCUGGGAGCCGGGCUUCCCAGCACAGCUGUACCGGGAGCGGCUGCAACGGGGCGACAUUCUGUUGAGGAGAACCGCCAAUGAUGCUGUAGAACUGCACAUAAAGAAUGUCCAGCCCUCAGACCAAGGCCACUACAAGUGCUCAACCCCGAGCACAGACGCCACUGUCCAGGGCAACUAUGAAGACACAGUGCAGGUUAAAGUGCUGGCAGAUGCCCUGGUGGUGGGCCCCAGCUCUCGGCCUCCUCCAGGCCUGAGCCUGCGUGAGGGGGAACCCUUUGAGCUGCGAUGUAUCACAUCUACCAUGUCACCAUUGCAUACUCACCUGGCACUUCGGUGGGAACUGCACCGUGGUCCAGUACACCGCAGCAUCCUAGCCCUAAGCCAUGAGGGCAGGUUUCACCCAGGCCCUGGCUAUGAGCAGCGCUACCACAGUGGGGAUGUACGUCUGGACACAGCGGGCAGUGAUGCCUACCGCCUCUCCGUGGCCCGGGCGCUCUCUGCAGACCAGGGUUCCUACAGGUGUGUGGUCAGCGAGUGGAUCACAGAGCAAGGCAACUGGCAAGAAAUCCAAGAAAAAGCUGUGGAGGUGGCCACCGUGGUGAUUCAGCCGACAGCUCUGCAAUUGGCUGUGCCCAGGACUGUGUCUGUGACUGAAGGAAAGGACCUGGACCUUUCAUGCAACAUCACAACAGACCGUGUGGAUGAUGUUCGACCCGAGGUGACAUGGUACUUCAAAAAGACACCUGAUGCCUCCUUGCUUGCCUCCCACAUGCUGGCUCGGCUGGACCGUGACUCCCUGGUACACAGCUCACCACACGUUGCUCUCAGUCAUGUGGAUACCCGCUCCUACCAUCUGCUGGUGCGAGAUGCUAGCAAAGAAAACUCUGGCUACUACCUUUGCCUUGUGGCCCUCUGGGCUCCUGGACAUAACAGGAGCUGGCACAAGGUGGCAGAGGCCAUGUCUGCCCCAUCCAGUGUAAGCGUGACCUGGCUAGAACCAGAAUACCAAGUCUACCUGAAUGCGUCUAAGGUCCCUGGGUUUUCAGAUGACCCCACAGAACUGCAAUGCCGGGUGAUAGACAUGAAGCGCGUGGAGGCCGGUGUCCGACUUACCGUGUCAUGGUACUACAGAAUGAACCGUCGCAUUGGUGACGAAGUGGUGGCCAGUGAGCUUCUUGCAGUCAUGGAUGGAGACUGGACUCUAAGAUACGGAGAAAGGAGCAAGCAGCGGGCCCAGAGUGGAGAGUUUAUAUUUUCUAAGGAGCACACAGACACAUUCAGUUUCCGGAUCCAAAGGACUACAGAGGAAGACAGGGGCAAUUAUUACUGUGUUGUGUCUGCCUGGACCAGGCAGAGAAACAACAGCUGGGUCAAAAGUAAGGACGUCUUCUCCAAGCCUGUCAACAUAUUCUGGGCCUCAGAAGAUUCUGUGCUUGUGGUGAGGGCACGGCAGCCAAAGCCCUUCUUUGCUGCAGGAAAUACAUUUGAGAUGACUUGCAAAGUGUCUUCCAAGAAUAUUAAGUCACCACGCUAUUCUGUUCUCAUCACGGCCGAGAAGCCUGUUGGGGACCUCACCAGUCCCAAUGAAACCAAGUACAUCAUCUCCCUGGACCAGGAUUCCGUGGUAAAAUUGGAGAACUGGACGGACGCAUCGAGGGUGGAUGGCGUUGUGUUAGAGAAGGUUCAAGAGGAUGAGUUUCGAUACCGAAUGUACCAGACUCAGGUGUCUGAUGCAGGGUUAUACCGCUGCAUGGUGACAGCCUGGUCUCCUAUUGGUGGUAGCUUGUGGCGAGAAGCAGCGACUAGUCUCUCCAAUCCCAUUGAGAUUGACUUCCAAACCUCAGGUCCCAUAUUUAAUGCCUCUGUGCAUUCAGACACGCCAUCAGUCACCCGGGGAGACCUCAUCAAAUUGUUCUGUAUUGUCACUCUGGAAGGAGCAGUGCUGGAUCCAGAUGACAUGGCCUUCGAUGUGUCCUGGUUUGCAGUACACUCCUUUGGCUUGGACAAGGAUCCGGUCCUCCUAUCCUCCCUGGACCGGAAGGGAGUCGUGACUACGGGCCAGAGGGACUGGAAGAGUACUCUCAGCCUGGAGCGAGUGAGCGUGCUGGAAUUCUUGCUGCAAGUGCAUGGCUCUGAGGACCAGGACUUUGGCAACUACUACUGUUCUGUGACUCCAUGGGUGAGGUCACCAACAGGUUCCUGGCAGAGGGAAGCCGAGAUCCACUCCAGGCCCAUCUUUAUAACUGUGAAGAUGGAUGUGCUGAAUGCCUUCAAGUACCCACUACUGAUUGGCGUGGGCCUGUCUACAGUCAUCGGACUCCUGUCCUGCCUCAUCGGGUACUGCAGUUCCCACUGGUGCUGUAAGAAGGAGGUUCGGGAGACACGCCGGGAGCGCCGCAGGCUCAUGUCCAUGGAGAUGGAUUAAGCAGAGGAGAUGGAGGGACAGAGGAACAUUGUAGGAAUGGUGGGGGUGAGAAGAGGACCAGUGAUAUUUUAAAACAAAGUGUGUUACACUAAAACCAGUCCUCUCUAAUCUCAGGUGGGACUCGGCGCUCUCUCUUUUCUGCAUGUCAAGUUCUGAGCGCGGACAUGUUUACCAGCACACGGCUCUUCUUCCCACGGCACUUUCUGAUAUGUAACAAUCGAGUGUGUGUUUCCCCAGCUGCAGCUUUUUAAUGGUUAACCCUGGUCUAAUUAGUUUUCUCCUAGCGGCUUAUCGACCCUCUGAUUUGUGUGUGUUGAUCACUUUUGAUGUGAGGGAUUGUGGUGAGGAAGGGUGAAGGUGUUCAGAGUUGGUCCUCGUGGGUGAGAGGGUACCUGCCCUCCUGAGAACCAGCAUCCACAAGGGGCUGGCAUCUGGAGAGUUGCUACCUGCGGCCCUCCCUGCUGGCCCAGAGCUGAUUAAGACCUGCGCCAAGGCAAGCUGUGGCAUUCACUACCCUGCCCAUCCCCCAUUUUCAGGAGUUUAAACUAUGUUAGAACCUAAACUCAGAGUCUAUGACUUCUUGAUCCAUAUGCCCUUUGUGUUUUCCCUUCUUCUCUACCCUCUUCCGUUUCCGGGUUUGUUUCUGUGAGAGUGAGGAAAUGGCAGCCCUGGAGUCUAGAAUUUGGCUUUCCACCAAGCACCUUAUCUCGACACCUUAGCCUUAAGAAUGAGUAUGAAGAAAAAUCCACCGCCACCUCUGUCCAGGGCAGGUCUGUGAGCAAGAGGACACUGGGGGCAAGGAAAGAAAUGGAUGCUGUCUCUCCCCGGUAGUUCUGAGGCCACUGUGCUCCAGGGACCCCAGGGAGAGCAGCAAUAGAGGGCGUCUGAAUGUGCCGCUGAGCCAGGUGCCCUGUCACUUCAUGAGAGGCACUGUUGCUGGUUGCCACAGGACCUGCAUGGGAGCCGUGGUGUGCCACAUCCUUCGCUUGUCUCUUGAGCUCCUUCACACAAAAGCAGAUUGCUGCCUGCAAUACUGACUUCAAGGAAUCAGAAAUUGCCUAGAGCAAGUGUGUGUGUUCCAUGACCUUUUCAGUCCUUGAAGUCUUUUUAAGAUCCCUACAGGGGGUAGUGAAGAGGGGUGUAUUUUAUGGACGUUCGCCUUCCUAUUAGGAAUAUGAAGGGAACCUAGCAAUUUACUGUCAUGUGAAUGGCCUGUAAAAUAGGGUUGAGAGCAGCUGGCUCUGCCUGACUGGGCACAGCAGGAAUUAGGACAGUGGACAGACACACCUUCCAGGUUCCCAGUGCCUGCUCCAUCAGGACCUCAACCCACCCAAAGUCUCUCACCUCAGCACAGACCUUCCACAAGCCUCCCCUGGGUACCAAGGCUCACGCCAACUGGUACCCUCGCUUAUCCCUUUGGCUCUGAAAGAUUUAACACUAUUGUCUUCCAAAGUGUGUUGGGGGAGAUUCCUUUGUUUUGAGCAAUAAAGUAAUACAAAUAGAUGCCAUUCA